UGGUUGUCAGUAGUAAACAAUGAAGAACUUAUUCCUACUUUUUUCACAAUAUCUGAACCUCCUAUCACCAUCAACCACAGUCCAUGCAGAAAAUGCAAAAUUUCCAAUCGUAGUCAACACUUGGGGCUUCACAAAUGCCACAGUUAAGGCUUGGGAUGUGAUUAAUCGACAGAAAAAGUCAGCUAUCGACGCCAUCGUCGAAGGCUGCAGUGUCUGUGAACGAGAACAAUGUGAUGGAACAGUUGGCUACGGAGGAUCUCCAAAUGAAAAUGGUGAAACUUGUCUUGAUGCAUUUCUUAUGGACGGUAGAACAAUGAAUGUUGGUGCUGUUGGCAGCAUCAGGAACAUUAAAGAUGCAAUAGCGGUAGCUAAGCAUGUCUUGCUGUAUACAAAGCACACAAUGCUUGUUGGUGAGCAAGCGACUGACUUUGCAGUCAUGAUGGGAUUCAAGAAGGAAAGUUUGAGUACAGAAAAGUCAAAGAAAAUUCACUCAGACUGGAAAUCUCAAAAUUGUCAACCGAAUUUUUGGCAAAAUGUGCUUCCAUCGCCUGAAAAACAUUGUGGACCGUACGUGCCAAUAAGUGAGGAGUUCCUGACUGCAUCACGUGAAAGUCAUGAGAGCUUAUUUGCAUCUAAUAAUCAUGACACAAUUGGAAUGGUAGCAAUAGACACAUCAGGUGACAUAGCUGCUGGAACAUCCACAAAUGGAGCAAACCACAAAAUUCCAGGUCGUGUUGGUGACUCACCGAUUCCUGGUUCCGGUGGAUAUGCUGACAAUUCGGUUGGUGCUGCUGCAGCAACUGGCGAUGGUGACAUUUUAAUGAGAUUUUUGCCAUCAAUGUUGGCUGUGGAAUUUAUGAGGAAUGGAAUGUCACCUGACGAGGCUGGACGAAAGGCAAUGGAAAGAAUCUCAAGACAUUAUCCGAAAUUUGUUGGUGGAAUUGUUGUGAUCGAUAAGAAUGGAAUUUAUGGCGCUGCAUGUCAUGGAAUCGAUUAUUUUCCAUUUAGUGUUUAUCAUCCGAAAUUGGAUGGAGUUAAGGUUGAGAAGAGAGAAUGCACAAUGAGUAUGUAGGAUUGAUAUUUGAGGUUAUUAUGUGAUAAUUAAUUUUGGAGAAA
Chironomus riparius is the source of this 1116-nucleotide messenger RNA. Lineage: Eukaryota; Metazoa; Arthropoda; Insecta; Diptera; Chironomidae. The record is from the annotation of a GenBank genome assembly.